Dioscorea cayenensis subsp. rotundata (Guinea yam) is the source of this 2946-nucleotide messenger RNA. RefSeq lists its product as uncharacterized. The record is from RefSeq and is a predicted model, not a curated record. The transcript has a single exon. Bases 1 to 2946 code for a protein of 981 amino acids. Lineage: Eukaryota; Viridiplantae; Streptophyta; Magnoliopsida; Dioscoreales; Dioscoreaceae.
AUGGACGGGAUUUGUUACACUGAGCACAAGGACAUUGAACAUGUUUUCAGUAAUUUUUUUACUAACCUUUGGUCUGAUACCUCAGCUAACUCUGUCUCUGAUUUAGUUCAAGCUCUCCCCGAUGACCUUCCGACUAUCUCCCAAAAUGAUGGUGAGUCUUUGAUUGCGGAGGUCUCCAAAAAGGAAGUUUUCUAUGCCCUCAAAUCUCUCCCCUCUGGUAAGAGCCCCGGUCCUGAUGGUUUAAAUUCUGAAUUUUAUUGCUUCUUCUGGAAUGAUUUAGGUGACUCUCUUUUUGAGGCUAUUUCUUAUUUUUUCAAUAACUCUGUUAUCCCGAACUCUUGGGGCCAGACUUUUAUUACCUUUGUUCCUAAAAAACCUAAUCCCCAUUCUGUUACUGAUUUUAGACCUAUUUCACUAUGUAAUGUAUGCUACAAAAUUAUUGCUAAAAUCCUUGCCAUCCGGAUUAAGAAUGUGCUUCCUAAAAUUAUUGGCCGUGAGCGAUGUGGUUUUGUUUCCAAUCGCAGCCCUUUUGAUAACAUAAUUGCUCUUCAAGAGGUGGUUCAUUCUAUGGAUCGUGAUUCUAAGAACCCCCCUAGGAUGCUAGUGAAAUUAGAUAUUGAAAAAGCCUAUGAUACCUUGAGUUGGAAUGCAAUUCUUGCCACCCUUUACCGGAUGAACUUCCCUAGUAGAUGGAUCUCCUGGAUUAAAGCCUGCAUUUCUUCUGCUUCUUUCUCCUUUCUGAUUAAUCGUCAACCUUCUCCUUGGAUUAAAUCCUCUAGGGGUCUCCGUCAGGGGGAUCCCUUAUCUUCAUAUCUUUUCAUCAUAGUUGCUCAAAAUCUCACAGCCUUGUUGAAUUUUUCUUUGAGACAGAACAUGAUCCCUGGCUUUAAUCUUGAUCUCAAUAGAAACUUCAACCAUCUUAUGUAUGCGGACGAUUUAAUUCUUGUUACUCAUGCAACUAGAAAGACUGCUCGUAAUAUUAACUUGUGUUUUUCCAUUUAUGAUCGACUCACUAGUCAACGUGCUAAUAAAUCUAAGUCUGAUAUUUACUUCCCUUCUAGAUUUAAUCACAGACUUCGUCUGAGCAUCUGUAGGAUCUUAGGCUUUACCACUGGUUCUUUCCCUUUUACCUAUCUUGGUAUCUCUAUCUCUCCUAAAAGAUUAGCCUUGUCCAAUUUUUCUAGGAUGCUUGACAAAACUGAGAGAAUUUUAUCUAACUGGAGCCAUUCUAAAAUUUCUAUGGCUGGUAAAACUAUUCUCAUAAAUUCAAUCCUGAUGUCAAUUCCGGUGUAUUACUUGUCUGUGUAUCCUGUUCCUGAUUCAGUUUUGGAUGGCAUUACUAAAGCUGCUACGGCGUUUUUUUGGUCUAAGGGUGGCAAUAGAAAAGGCAUGAACUCGGUUAAUUGGACAGAUAUUACUCUUGGUCACUCUGAGGGGGGUCUCUCGAUCCGUAAUUUGCGCGCUUCGAAAAUUUCUCUUAUGGCCAAGAAUGUCCUUAGUUAUCUAAAUCAUCAUGAUGCCAUUUGGGUGGACAUUCUCAUCAACAAAUAUGGUAUUGUUAACUUUUGGACUGAUUCCAUUCCAUCCAAUUGCUCUUGGUUCUUCCGUUGCCUCUGUCAUAAUGCUAAUCUCAUUAAGCCUCUUCUCUGGCUGUAUCACAUUAAUCCCAACCUUACUGAUAUUAUGUUUCACCCUUGGUAUUUUGAAAUUACACUGGCUUUCAAACCCACCUAUCUCAAUAUGAAUGUCAAUCUGGAUUUGUUAAGAAUUUCUGAUCUCCUCAUUGAUAAUGCUUGGAAUUUGAACUUGUUACAUGAUAUGUUUGGUGAUUUUCUUAACUUUGAUUAUCUCACUUGUGACAAAUCUAGCCAUUGUGAUGGUAACUGGUGGGUUUGGUAUCCCAAAUCCAAGAAUCACAGGUUAACCUCCAUGGUCUAUACCCAUUUCAAUGGGGUGGUUGAUAAUAUUGAUCCCUGGAUUGGCUGGCGAUUUUUAUGGCGGCUUAAAAUUGCUCCCCGACCCAAACAUUUCUUCUGGAUGCUCCUCCAUAAUGGGAUUAAAACAUAUGAUUACCAUUACAGAUUGAAUCUGGGUCCUCAGACUCUUUGCAGGUUUUGUAAUCUUGAUUUUGAAACUGCCGAGCAUCUCUUCAACUCUUGUCCCAAAGCCCAAGCCACUUGGCUCUUGAUUAGCAACUUCAUUGGCAAGCAAAUUCUUUUCCAUGAUGGUUUCUCUAAUGGAAACUGGCUCUGCCCUUCCAAUCCUGAUUUAAAUAUCUUUGAUCAAUCGGUUAUUGUUGCUACUGCUUGGCUCCUGUGGAAAGCUAGAUGCAAUCUCAUCUUCCAAUCUGAAGUUCCCGACUUUAUCUCCAUCGCAAUCCGGGCUAUUAAUCACGUUAGGGAAUACUCUUACUCUUAUCCCUCUCAUUCUGGUAAUCAGAUGAUCCUUAAUAAUUUUACUUAUAUUGACAGCCCUUUUCUCUUCAUCUCUUCUAAGGGUAGCUGUGAAACCGGAUCUUUCGGUGCUGGGUUCUAUUUGAUAUCUGCCAAUUCCCAGCUGCUUUGUCGUUUGGUUCUUUGCAACAUCACUGCUGAAUCUCCAAUUGAAGCUGAGGCUUUUGCUCUGAUUGCAGCACUUGGAAGUCUUCAGGCGUCGGAUCAUCAAAUUAAAACUAUCUUUAUGGCCAACGAUGAUCUCCACUCUACUAUCAAAGCCGGUUACUCUCAUCAUGACUGGAGAAUCAAUCCUCUUAUUAUCAAUAUCACUGAUUACCUUAUCUGCUUUGGUCGACCAGCCAUCUUCACCACGCCUUCUAACUGGUUAUCUGCUGCCUCUAGUUUGGCCCUCCUUGGUAUUAACUCUCAUAUUCUUACCCUUUUUCAUCAAGGCAGGGAUCUUCCAUAUUGGUUGAUGAAGCUUUUUCUUCGUCUUGGUGUUAGUUUGUAA